CAAUAUCCAGAACGUUUGGUCACUUAACUGGAAACUGAUACUUGAGCAGUGAGGAUGCUAAUAAAACUCUCAUGGCAAGAACACAUGGAGCUGCAACUGGGCUGCCACGGACACUUAACUUCCUUAGGCCUCUUUGAAAGUCCCAGCUGAAAUGAACAAGACGAAGAGGAAAAUAUAAAGGUGUUAUUUUUAAAAAGACAUUGUCCAGGUGCUUUGUGCAGGGUCAGGGAACUCUUACUCAGACACGGCUUGGAUUUAAACUCAGUUAACCAUUUUCAGCUAUGGAACAGCUUCCUAAAGAAAUCUCCCCCUGCCCCGACAUUUCAGAGACUAGGAAAUUCUUCAUAGUUAUUACCAGUUAUGUGCAGUUUCUCUCUGCCUCUGCAGCUCUGAGCUUUGUGAAUGCAGGGUGGGGGAAUACUCAGUACAGCCAGAUGCUGAGGCCUUAUCUACACUGGCAAGUUUCUGCACAAUAAAGCAGCUUUCUGUGGUGCAACUCUCGAGGUGUACAGACUGCCAAGCCACAUAGUGCACAGUUGCAGCGCUGUAAAUAAACCACUCUGAUGAGAAGCAUACAGCUUUCUGCACUGGAGCUACAGCACCGCGGUGCCAGUGUAGACUCCCUGGUCAGUUACAGUGCUGCAGUUGACCUCCAAGAGGUGUCCCACAAUGUCUGUUCUCACCUCUCUGGUCAUCGCUUUGAACUUUACUGCCCUUCCCUCAGGUGACCAACCGUGAGCCCCAACCCUUAAAUUCCUUGAGAAUUUUGAAAUUCCCCUUCCUAUUUGGUGAUGCAUGCAAUGGUGUCAGCGCAUCUUUCCAGGUGACCAUGCCUGCUUCGUGCACUAGAUGAUCCCCUGCUUGGAGCAGUGCUGAGCUACUGGACCUCAUGAGCAUUUGGGAAGAGGCAGCUGUCCAGUCCUAGCUGCACUGCAGCCAUAGGAAUUUAUGCUAUCUAUGGACAGAUUUUCGCAGUGCAUGAUAGAAAGUGGCCAUGACCAGGACACACUGCAAUGCAGGGUCAAAGUGAAGGAGUUGUGGAACACCUACCACAAGGCGUAGGAGGCAAACCACUGCUCCGGUGCUGUGCCCAUGAGCUGCCAGUUCUACAAAGAGCUGGACGUGAUACUCGGUGGCAGCCCCACCUCCACUGUGAAGGCCACUGAAUACUUCAGUGGCUCGCGUGCCAGUCAAGAUUGGACCAAGCCAGGAGGAGGAAAUCUUGGACGAGGAUGGGGAGGGGGACCCAGAGGCAGAGGAUGACUUGGAGGUCAGAGAUGCAUGCAGCCAAGAGCUCUUCUCUAUCCCAGAGGAGGCUAGCCAGUUGUAGCUGUUGGAGCUUGGCGAAGCAGAAACAGAUAUGACCUUGGGAGCCCAGCCUUCCUCUUUGUUACCGCUGGCUGAACAGCUAUGCAGAAUUAGGAAGCAGCCACGAAAAAUAAAGAGGACUUUCUGCGUGAUGUCAUGAUGCACUCCGUGGCCGAAAAACAAGGAUUGAAGGAACAGCAGGACAGUGAGAAAAGGGACCGAAUGCGAGGCGCCAGAACGAAGCCACGGAGCGACUCUUAAAUGUUAUGGAAUGCCAAGCAGACACGCUCCAGGCACUAACGCUGCAAACUGAGUAGCUCUGCGCCCACCCUCUCCUGCAGCCACUGUUGUAAAACUUUCCCAUGCGCCCCCCAGACACUGCCAACCUCCUGGCUCCUGUCUGUACCCGCUACAUUCCACUCCUCUCCAUCACAGUUCAGCAUUGUAGACUCCCACUAUCCACUGCACUGUUUAGCCCUGCUGAAGUACAGUAUCGGCUGCAUUGUACUUCAAAGGACAAGGCUGCAUAUGAUAUCUGGACAUACAGAAAUCUUUAACCAUCCCGGGACCCUCCCUUUCCCCAUCGCCCACAGUUCUGAGGGUUUUUUUUGUUUGUCUCUCUCCUCCAGUUGUUUUUGAAUAAAAUAAUUGUUUUGAUUUGAAAGCAAUCUUUAUUCCAUUAAUUGAAAGCCAACAAAGCCCUGCAAAGCAACAGGCAAUUUUCUUAAACCUUCGCAGUGCAUCGUCUGCACCAAUCACAAUCAAUUCCUAUCAUUACAAGCACUGCACUCCCAAGAAUAGCAACAAAUUAGUGACUCGCAGCUUCAGAUUGCUGCCUUAAGGCAUCUCUGAUCCUUGUGGCCCCACGCUGCGCCCCUCUAAUAGCCCUGGUGUCUGGCUGUUCAAAUUCAGCCUCAGCAGUCCAGCCCUGAGUGAAGCUUUCACCCUUCUCUUCACAAACAUGGAGCCUACAGCAUGCGGCUAUAAGCAUAGGAAUAUUGUCAUUGGCCAGGUCCAGCCUCCCAUGUAGGCAGCACCAGCAGGCCUUUAAUUGGCCAAACCCACACUCAGCAGUCAUUUUGCACUUGCUCAGCCUGUUGUUGAACCGCUUCUUGCUGCUGUCAAGGUGCCCUGUGUACGGCUUCAUAAGCCAAGUCAUUAAGGGGUAGGCAAGGUCUCCCAGGAUCACAAUGGGCAUUUCGACUUCCCCUAUGGUGAUCUUCUGGUCCGGGAAGAAAGUCCCUGCUUGCAGCUUCCUGAACAGGCCUGUGUUCCAAAAGAUGCAUGUCUUGCACCUUUCUGAACCAGCCUGUGUUAAUGUCUGUGAAACACCCAUGGUGAUCCACAAGCACCUGGAGAACCAUAGAGAAAUACCCCUUCCAAUUAAUGUACUUGGUGGCUAGGUGGUCUGGUGCCAGAAUUGGAAAAUACGUGCCAUCUAUUGCCCCUCCACAGUUACAGAAACAAUUUGUGCAAAGCCAUCCAGAAGGUCAUGCACGUUGCCCAGAGUCGCGGUCUUUCAGAGCAGGAUGUGAUUAAUGGCCCUGCACAUUUCUGUCAACACGAGUCCAAUGGUAGACAUUCCCACUCUGAACUGGUGAGCGACUGAUCGGUAGCAGUCUGGAGUUGCCAGCUCCCACAGUGAAAUCGCCAUGUGCUUCUCCAGCGACAGAGCAGCUCUCAUUCUUGUGUCCUUAUGCCGCAGGACUGGAGUGAGCUUAUCCCACAGUCUCACGAAUGUGGCUUUCCUCAUCUGAAAGUUCUGCAGCCACUGCUUGUCAUCCUAGAGGUGCAUGAUGAUGUGAUCCCACCACUCAGUGCUUGGUUGCCGAGCCCAAAAGCAGCAUUCCACUGUGGUCAGCACCUCUGUGAAUGCCACAAGCAAUCUCGUGUCGUAGCUACUACGCGUAGUGAGAUCAAUGUCAAACUCCUCUUGCCUUUGUAGUUUAAGGAAUAACUCCACUGCCACACAGGAUGCAUUAGUGAGAGCAAGCAGCAUAUUGGUCAACAGCGCAGGAUCCAUUUCUGCAGACUGACGAGGCAGAGCAUGCAGUACACAAAUCGUUGAAAGAUGGUCUCAAAUGCAGACGGAAGCACAGGAAUUGCUGGGAUAUGAAGCAAUGCAUCAUGGGGCAUUGGGACAGGACCCAGAAUGCCCCGCGACCCCCUCUGCCUUCCCAUAACUGUUAGCAACAGAAGAGGAAGAGAUACUCUGUGGGAUAGCUGCCCAGAGUGCACCGCUCUGAAUACUGCUGCAAGUGUGAACACGCUAUUGCGCAGGCAGCUGACAGUGUGAAUGCACAGCAUCGGUUUCCCUUCAGCGCUCUGUGUGGCGAUGUAACUGCCGGCACUGUAACUCUGCCAGGGUAGACAUACCCUGAGACAGUCCCCAGUGCUACCAGCACCCAGGAAUGUGGAUUGGUGUCUAUCACAAUCACUUUGCUACAAUACUGUGGUAAAAUAAAGGGUGGUAAAGGAAGAGGCAGAGAUUAAACUGCCCUUGAAUAGACUAAAAUUUGGACAUUUGAAAAGCUGAGCUGAAACUGUAAGCCCUCCUGGCCAUCGACCUAUUUGUGUUUGUAAAAGGCCCUCAGAAAUAAUUAACCAAGGAUUCACAAGCUAAACUGCAUCAAGGAUAAGACAGCCACAAGAUUUGUGGGGACGUGUCACCUUUCUCUUCUACUGCGAACUCCAAAUGUUCAAAAUUAUGAGUCAGGCUCACCAAAAAUCUUGAGAUUUACUUUAAAAUCAUGAGAUUAAAUAAUAGAAUUGGUGUUUUUUGCCUUCUGCUUUUUGAACUUUUAGGGUGCACUGAAGUCACAUUUUAAAGCUUUCUUCACAACCACGAGGGCUAGACACUUACUUACUUUUUCUUUAAAAAUGAAGGCUGAAAUCACAUAGCCACUUGACUCCAGGAGCUGGGGCUUUAAAGAAAACAGUAAUUAUCAUGAGACUCAUGACAAAAUCGUGGGAGUUGACAACACUGCAAAGGGAAAGCUUUGAAAUAGACUCAGCGGAAAUAUGCUGUGGUGCAUGGAACAAGAGGCAUUUUUACUGCCAUGUGCAGGAGCGGAGAUAUACAUUUCUCAUCUAGUUUUCAGCGCCCCAGGACAUCAAGGAUAAUGUAGCAACAUUGGGAAGAAGUGAACCCCUGCAGACAGAAUGAAGGCUAGAGAGAAGGAUACAAUAUGAGGAAGGCAAAUCCAUACAGUACUCAAAGAUAUAGAGGCAAUGUUCUCUGCAUUAAGCUACAGUGCAAGCUUUCUGGAGCAGGAUAUGGUGAUGAUUCUGACGACUUCAAUUUAGCAGAUGCACUUGAUGACCAUCCAACCAAGCGACCUACUCCCAAGUUGCCCAAAAAGCCAGCAGGUGGAACAGGAUAUGGGGAUGGUUUGGAUGAUUUCGAUUUGUCAGAUGCACUGGAUGACCAUCCCACCAAGCAACCUACUCCCAAACUACCCAGAAAGCCAUCGGGCGGAACAGAUAUUAGCUUAUGGGAUGUGAUCCACACCACCACAACCAAGAAGCCAAAAACCACCAAGGCUCCACCCAAAAAGAAUCCAGCAAAAGAUCCUGCGGACUUUGACUUAUCGGAUGCACUAGAUGAUCAGAAUGAUGGGAAAGGUGGUGGGAAACCAAACGUAAAACCUGGUGGAGGCUCGAAAGGUAAAGAUAACCCUUCAAGAGGUGGAAAACAGGCAUUUUCAGAUGAUGAUCUGGCCAGUGUUCUGGACGAUGGGGAGUACCAUCCUGAUAAGAAGAAAGGUGGCAGCGACUACGAUGCAGGCACCACUGCCGAGACUGGGACAAUAGCAGGAAUAGCCAGUGCUCUUGUCAUGGCAUUGAUCGGCGCCGUCUCCAGUUACAUUUCCUAUCAGCAAAAGAAGUUUUGCUUCAGCAUACAACAGGGUCUUAAUGCGGAGUACGUGAAAGGAGAAAACACGGAAGCUGUUGUAACUGAAGAACCUCAAGUUAAAUAUUCAGUCCUAGAAACACAGUCAGCAGAGCCGCCACCACCACAAGACAAUGCGAAGGUCUAAAGCAUGGCCUUGGGCUGGAAGAGAAUCAGCGGCAAACACACACACAAAACCAUCUCACAUGCUUGUAAUUCAGCUUUUUAUUUAAUUUGGAUCCAAGCUGUUCAAUGUGUAUUUAGACUAGAAGUGGCUUCUUGUUGAUAUAGGUGGUAGGGUUAGAAUGUCAGUGUCUUUUUAUUUUUUUUGUAAAGAGUUAUAUGUUUACAUGGAAUUUAAUAAUGUAGGAUUGAUGUCACGUGUACAAAACAACAAAAGGUGCUUCAGUAGCCUUCCAAGCAACGUUUAGGAUUUUCACGUUUGGGACAAGCAGCUGGGAUAAUGUCUUUUUCAAAGAAUGCCAGAGCGUACAGGUGUGAGGAUGAUAAAGUGCCUGUAAAAUAACGAUCCAAAGCAAACCAUGCAAGAACUUUUGUAAAUCACUUCCAGCCAAUUUCUGUCAUCAGCUAUGUGCAUGCAGUGUCAGCAGUGAAAAUUGUGUGUGCAGCUGAGGGUACAUUUUGCUCCUUAGAGUAGCUACACCUAAAAAUAAAGUGCCUAUGGGUAGAUCCUCAUUUAGGGGCCCUGUCUGGGGGGGUAACAAAGGCCUUUACUCAUUGGAGUCACAGAGUUGAGGUUGCACAUCAUCUCAUGCUACUAGGCUUCUACCCACCUUUAAGGACCUGAUUUUGAUACCAGAUAAUGAUACAGAUCAUUGCAAUAUGGGAUUUUGGCAGGUAACACUGCCAUACAUGGUUGUGUCUGAGAUUGGCAUUGAGCCUCGAGUGCCAGGGUUUGGCUAUGAUAACACUGACACUUCUGCAUUGUCAUUGAGAUUAACUGAAAACUGUGUGUGGAUUUAGGGACAGGUUCAGAUCUCAUUUACGCCAGAGUCACUUGAAUUCAGAGAGCUGAGUUAAAACUAAUCAAAUGUUUUUAAAAAGAUCAGAGCAUAAGGUAACCUCUGAGAAUGGUUAGAAGAAACUGCCACUGAUGGGGUAAUUGUGCAGCAUUAUCCUCUAUGGCGUCAAGUAUCAGAGGGGUAGCCGUGUUAGUCUGGAUCUGUUAGUCUAUAAGGUGCUACAGGAUUCUUUGCAUCCUCUAUGGGGUUUCUUACACCUUCCUCUGAAGCAUUUGAUGCUGGCUACUGACAGGAUACUAUACUCACGUUGAAGCAGCGCUCUGAUCUGUGUUCCUGUUUAACUGAAGUGUAACAGAUUAAUUCUGGCCUCUGGUAGCUUGACUAUCACUUGUUACAACUUUUUUUUUUCCUUUAUGCCCCUUUUAUUGCUGCUACAAUGUGGACAC
Messenger RNA from Gopherus flavomarginatus (Mexican gopher tortoise), 6629 nucleotides. It is a transcript of the gene CD99L2, whose product is annotated as CD99 molecule like 2. The record is from RefSeq and is a predicted model, not a curated record. The transcript has 15 exons. Gene Ontology annotation, biological process: positive regulation of neutrophil extravasation; T cell extravasation; homotypic cell-cell adhesion. Lineage: Eukaryota; Metazoa; Chordata; Testudines; Testudinidae. Bases 4497 to 5348 code for a protein of 283 amino acids.